GAGGGAGGGCUGGGGCGGUACGAAGCGGGGGUGGGCUCUGCGCGUAAUGGCAGCGCCGUGGCCUCGCGUCCAUCUUUACCGUUCUCUCGGACCUGUCACAAAGGAGUCGCGCCGCCGCCGCCGCCCCCUCCCUCCGGUGGGCCCGGGAGGUAGAGAAAGUCAGUGCCACAGCCCGACCGCGCUGCUCUGAGAAGCCCCCUGGGCACGCGGAACGGGAGGAAUCCUGAGGGUUGGGGACGUCUGUGAGGGAGGGGAAGAGCCGCUCGAGCCUGGGGCGGGCGGACCGGACUGGGGCCGGGGUAGGCUCUGGAAAGGGCCCGGGAGAGAGGUGGUGUUGGUCAGAACCUGAGAAACAGCCGAGAGGUUUUCCACCGAGGCCCGCGCUUGAGGGAUCUGAAGAGGUUCCUAGAAGAGGGUGUUCCCUCUUUCGGGGGUCCUCACCAGAAGAGGUUCUUGGGGGUCGCCCUUCUGAGGAGGCUGCGGCUAACAGGGCCCAGGUGAGAGGCAGCUAUCUAUCCCCUGGGGUGGCUCCUGGUACCGAUGGGGUCCUGACCUACUCAGGGGUGCCCUGGAUAGAAAGGGUAGAUGAAGGGACGCUUUAGGAGGGUUCUUUUUGUGGAGUUUACGGUCUAGGUGGCACGGGUGAGGCAUACCUCCCCGGGGAGAUUUAGAAACGCCUUGGGAUAGAAAGAGAAUGGGGCUAGGAGGCAGGAGCUAGAACUAGCGGAAUGUCCUACUACGGAAGCCGGAGCUGAAAAUUGGGUAAGGACCUUGGGGAGAGGGGAUUUCUGGGCGGUGAUGGGAAGAAGACACCUCCAUCCAUAGGAAAGCCAGAGUGGGGAGUAGUGAAAGGGAAACGGGAAUUAUUCCCUCUCUGUAGAUCGACCAGGUGUCCCAGACACAGGAUCCAACUGCUUCCGGGCUUAUUGCCCGAGUGGGGUGGGGAGAGUCUAUCCCACCAACACCCCUUGCGUGAGUCCAAAUUAGGCAUUUGUCUCUCCUGCUGCCUCACUUUCCCCGUGUUUGGGGAGGGAAACCUACUGAGACCGAGACGGUCGGCUGAGACUCCGAGGUCCUGUCUUGUAUAGUUCUCUGAGAGAGGUUGCUCCCCCUGGAGUGUUGUACUUUGAACUUUGAAGGGUUAGAAGUGUCUGUUAUUGACUGAGUAGAAUCCCGCAGUUUUCCAGGCCCUUCACCUACCAUCUGUUCUUGCUUAGUGGAGUGACUUAACCUCCUUAAGUCUCUUCUGUAAAAUAACCAGCGCAGUAUGUGAAAGUACAAACUACAAGCUGCGUGAACAACUGCCAUUGGAUGUCCAGAAUCCCCUGUAGUUGAUAAUGUUGGGAAUAAGCUCUGCAACUUUCUUUGGCAUUCAGUUGUUAAAAACAAAUAGGAUGCAAAUUCCUCAACUCCAGGUUAUGAAAACAGUACUUGGAAAACUGAAAACUACCUAAAUGAUCGUCUUUGGUUGGGCCGUGUUCUUAGCGAGCAGAAGCCUUGGCCAGGGUCUGUUGUUGACUCUCGAAGAGCACAUAGCCCACUUCCUAGGGACUGGAGGUGCCGCUACUACCAUGGGUAAUUCCUGUAUCUGCCGAGAUGACAGUGGAACAGAUGACGGUGUUGACACCCAACAGCAACAGGCCGAGAACAGUGCAGUACCCACUGCUGACACAAGGAGCCAACCACGGGACCCUGUUCGGCCACCAAGGAGGGGCCGAGGACCGCAUGAGCCAAGGAGAAAGAAACAAAAUGUGGAUGGGCUAGUGUUGGACACACUGGCAGUAAUACGGACUCUUGUAGAUAAUGAUCAGGAACCUCCCUAUUCAAUGAUAACAUUACACGAAAUGGCAGAAACAGAUGAAGGAUGGUUGGAUGUUGUCCAGUCUUUAAUUAGAGUUAUUCCACUGGAAGAUCCUCUGGGACCAGCUGUUAUAACAUUGUUACUAGAUGAAUGUCCAUUGCCCACUAAAGAUGCACUCCAGAAAUUGACUGAAAUUCUCAAUUUAAAUGGAGAAGUAGCUUGCCAGGACUCAAGCCAUCCUGCCAAACACAGGAACACAUCUGCAGUCCUAGGCUGCUUGGCCGAGAAACUAGCAGGUCCUGCAAGUAUAGGUUUACUUAGCCCAGGAAUACUGGAAUAUUUGCUACAGUGUCUGAAGUUACAGUCCCACCCCACAGUCAUGCUUUUUGCACUUAUCGCACUGGAAAAGUUUGCACAGACAAGUGAAAAUAAAUUGACUAUUUCUGAAUCCAGUAUUAGUGACCGGCUUGUCACAUUGGAGUCCUGGGCUAAUGAUCCUGAUUAUCUGAAACGUCAAGUUGGUUUCUGUGCCCAGUGGAGCUUAGACAAUCUCUUUUUAAAAGAAGGUAGACAGCUGACCUAUGAGAAAGUGAACUUGAGUAGCAUUAGGGCCAUGCUGAAUAGCAAUGAUGUCAGCGAGUACCUGAAGAUCUCACCUCAUGGCUUAGAGGCUCGCUGUGAUGCCUCCUCUUUUGAAAGUGUGCGUUGCACCUUUUGUGUGGAUGCCGGGGUAUGGUACUAUGAAGUAACAGUGGUCACUUCUGGCGUCAUGCAGAUUGGCUGGGCCACUCGAGACAGCAAAUUCCUCAAUCAUGAAGGCUACGGCAUUGGGGAUGAUGAAUACUCCUGUGCGUAUGAUGGCUGCCGGCAGCUGAUUUGGUACAAUGCCAGAAGUAAGCCUCACAUACACCCAUGCUGGAAAGAAGGAGAUACAGUAGGAUUUCUGUUAGACUUGAAUGAAAAGCAAAUGAUCUUCUUUUUAAAUGGCAACCAGCUGCCUCCUGAAAAGCAAGUCUUUUCAUCUACUGUAUCUGGAUUUUUUGCUGCAGCUAGUUUCAUGUCAUAUCAACAAUGUGAGUUCAAUUUUGGAGCAAAACCAUUCAAAUACCCACCAUCUAUGAAAUUUAGCACUUUUAAUGACUACGCCUUCCUAACAGCUGAAGAAAAAAUCAUUUUGCCAAGGCACAGGCGUCUUGCUCUGUUGAAGCAAGUCAGUAUCCGAGAAAACUGCUGUUCCCUUUGUUGUGAUGAGGUAGCAGACACACAAUUGAAGCCAUGUGGACACAGUGACCUGUGCAUGGAUUGUGCCUUGCAGCUGGAGACCUGCCCAUUGUGUCGUAAAGAAAUAGUAUCUAGAAUCAGACAGAUUUCUCAUAUUUCAUGACACAUGUGAAGAGGCAUCGUGGACUUUUUUCUACUCAGUUCCAGCCAAUGUUGAAAAGAAAAAGAAAAAAAAACUCUCUAAUCAGUUGUACACACAUUGAAAGUUAUAGCCAUGGCCAGAUUUUAUGCUAAAAAUGGUAGUUUGUCAAAGACAAAAUUCUCUUAGAAUCUAAUCCAACUUGCCAGCCCUGAGAAAAUCCCUUUUAAGGCCAAGGAAAGCUGAAUGCUAGCAGCCAGGCCUGUGGUACUUCCAUGAAAAACCAUAGCAGACAAUGCCCUCCCAAGUACUGAAAUCACACUGGAAUCCUCCGUGUUGGGUUCAUUUGAUUGUUUAACACAGGAUGUGUUGUGUCAUUCUGAAGUUUUUAUUUGGGGCAGAAGUCUUUAUGGAGAUGUAAAUGACAGCGUUUCUGGGUUAUGCAUAACUUCUCACUGGUCAGAGACACCGGUGUGUCAAGCAUGGAUAUUGCAUUGCAAGACUUGAAUCUAUAAAAAUUAGAAUCACACAGUCAGUACUACAAGCAAAACAGAGAACCUGAAAGAAGGUGCACAGACUGUAAGAAAAAACCCGUUUGUGAUAUUUCAGUGAUUCCAAAGAACAUUCUAGGUUUUUUGUUUGUUUUUUUGUUUUUUGGGUUUUUUUUUUUUUUACUGCAGAAAAUUGGUGGUAUUUUCACAUUCAUAGUGUUUCUGUCCAAUUUCAGUACCCACAUUUAAUGAGGAAAAAAUGUUUUACCAAUGAAGGAGGAAUUCUUAAAUUAGCUGUAAUGUUAGGUUGGAGAAAAUUUGGUAUUUAGGGUAUUUUCAAGGUACCAUCAAAUCAGAUUUCUGUUUUUUUGUUAAAAAAAUUUUUUUUAAUCAGUAUUGUUUUUACAAGUAAUAUACUUUGAAACUCUUGAACUAAUAGUCUCAAAAACUCUAGAGGACAGUCUGAGAACAUGUAUUUCUAUUGUUCUAAAUAAAUACAUGUUUUUGAAUAGUUCAAUCAUGAAUUAUUGACUGUGUCUUCAUCAAAAGUGUUAAUCCCUCUCAGGGUCUCUGGUGAAGACCUUCAAGAGUUUGGUUUUUUCUCCCAGGAAAUUGGAAGGUAGAAUUGUAAAUUCAUAGAACUUCUUUUAUAAUGGUGUACCUCAGCAGCUGCCUUUCAAUUUAUGCCAAGUCCUUACAGAGUUUAUACUUGAAUAGUAAAUAUGUCUUCUGAGUUUUACAGUGUCUUAAACUCAAUGCACAUUUUUUUUUCUUCUUUUUCCACCCCUUCUUGUUUGUAGUUCAUUAUACCUGUCCUAUUACAGAACUGAUUUCCUUCCUGGCUGUACAUGUUGGGGUGCUGGAUUUUUUUCCAUGUCUUUAGUCUUCCAUAAAUCAAAAAAAAAAAAAAAAAAUAUAUAUAUAUAUAUAAAUAUAUAUGUAGAUACAUGUUCUCUUCUUUAGCUUGUGGUGAAUACAGUAAUUUGCAUUGAAGAAUAAAA
This is a messenger RNA of Gorilla gorilla gorilla (western lowland gorilla), 4653 nucleotides long. It is a transcript of the gene RSPRY1, whose product is annotated as ring finger and SPRY domain containing 1. Gene Ontology annotation, cellular component: cytoplasm. Bases 1455 to 3185 code for a protein of 576 amino acids. The record is from RefSeq and is a predicted model, not a curated record. Lineage: Eukaryota; Metazoa; Chordata; Mammalia; Primates; Hominidae. Gene Ontology annotation, molecular function: ubiquitin-protein transferase activity; protein binding. The transcript is spliced from 15 exons.